Molecule: messenger RNA, 2006 nt
Organism: Cornus florida
Lineage: Eukaryota; Viridiplantae; Streptophyta; Magnoliopsida; Cornales; Cornaceae
Product: RNA polymerase sigma factor sigE, chloroplastic/mitochondrial-like
Exons: 6
Coding region: 218-1765 (515 amino acids)
Biological process (GO): DNA-templated transcription initiation; regulation of DNA-templated transcription
Molecular function (GO): DNA-binding transcription factor activity
Source: RefSeq, a predicted model, not a curated record
GUAUUUAUAAAUUUUUAUAUUUUGAACUCUUCUCUCUCUCUCUCUCUCUCUCUCUCUCUUCCAUUCAGAUUCACCCUCUGCCACCGGAAUCGCGAGUUUUUCACCGGAAAACCGCCGGCUAGCCGGCAUCUCCCGUCGGAUAUAUUGCCAUCUGUAGAGGACCUGUGUUGUGAGUGAACUCUGAUUCAUAGCAUAACUUUCUGAUUGGGAACUUGGCAUGGGAGUUGUGACUGUUUCUAGCUCGGCUUCAAGGACUCCGUUGGGAUUGAGCACUAGAUUUUUGUCUUACGAAGCUCCAUUAAAAAGACCAUUAAUUUUAGCAUUCAAAAGAGAUAAAACUAAGAACACAUCAUUGGUUGCACCCCAUGAAACGAUAUCUUUACCCAUUAAGAGACCUAAAGAGAACCAGAAGAGACUAAGAAGAGCUACAAAGCCUUUAGAAAGAGUAAAUGCUGUCUCUAUAGAUGAAACUUCUCCAUCCACUUUGGAAUUGGAUUACAAUGAAGCCGCUGCCAAACUUGAAAAUAUAUACAAGCUUAGCCCCACAAGUUUUGUUUCUGAUACAGAAGAGAUAAAUCGAUUGGUGAGGAGAGGGCGGCAGCGGAGAAAGAAGAUUGGGGAAGGUGAUGAGAAAGCAGAGAAUAGAGGUAAGAGUGUGGUGAGGAAUAGAAGGAAGAAAGUUAGACGAUUGAGACUUGAUGAGAGGGUUGCAUUGAGAAAGAGCGAGGAAGGUGAAGUGGUUGCUUCAGUUCACAAAAGAGAGCAUACUGAGGAUGAAGAUGAAAGAAUUAAUAGGCUUGUCAGGGAGUAUUCAGCCUCAACCGACUUGGUCAGCUUGGACUGGAAGAAGAUGAAGAUACCACCAGUUCUCCCUUCUUCGGAACAUGCAUGGCUUUUCAAGUUGAUGCAGCCUAUGAAGCCACUCCUUGAAGUCAGGGAGAACUUGCAACAUGGUUUGGGGCGUGAACCGACAGAUGGUGAAGUAGCAGAUGCAACAAAAAUGAAUGUAGUUCAAGUACGAAAGCAUAUGGAGGUUGGUCGAGCUGCCAGAAACAAGCUGAUUAAGCACAAUCUCCGCCUCGUUUUGUUUGUGAUCAAUAAAUAUUUUCAAGAGUUUGCGAAUGGCCCAAAAUUCCAAGACCUCUGUCAAGCAGGAGUGAAGGGUCUUAUCACUGCCAUUGAUCGUUUUGAACCAAAAAGGAGGUUCCGGCUCUCCACCUAUGGUCUGUUUUGGAUCAGGCAUGCCAUCAUACGAUCCAUGACGACCUCAAGUUUUACACGCGUUUCCUUUGGCCUUGAGUCGGUUAGAGGAGAAAUCCAACGAGCCAAGCUUGAGUUGCUGUUUGAGCUUCAAAGGUUACCAACAGAGGAAGAGAUAAUAGAGAGAGUUGGAAUCUCUCCCACAAGGUACCAUGAAGUGAUGAGGGCUUCAAAACCCGUCUUCUCUCUCCAUACAAGGCAUGCAAUUACACAGGAAGAAUUCAUCAGUGGAAUCACUGAUGUUGACGGUGUUGGAGGCAAUAAGCGUAGGCAACCUGCUCUUCUCAGGCUCGCUCUUGAUGAUGUGCUUGACUCUCUGAAGCCUAAGGAGAGCUUGGUCAUUAGACAAAGAUACGGGCUUGAUGGUAAGGGCGAUAGAACACUGGGUGAGAUUGCAGGAAACUUGAAUAUAUCAAGAGAAAUGGUAAGGAAACAUGAAGUGAAGGCCCUCAUGAAGCUCAAGCAUCCAGCUCGAGUGGAUUAUCUUCGCCGAUAUAUUUUUUAAAGCAUUUGGGUUUCUUGUUGAUAUUUAUCCCUCCCAUCAUCACUCUUCAAUCACCAGUUGUCUCCAUGUCAUUGUUGUAUACUAUUGAUCUGUAUAUAUAGUUCUGUAACUACACGAGCAUAGAAACGGCAUACCAUGUGAUCUACAUUUGAGGAUUCAACGCUGCUAAUCGCCAAAUACAUACAACUUUGUAAUCCCCCCUUUUUAACUUUUCUUAUAAAGAUGAAGAUCUUUUAAUAUA